CUAAUUCCACAAAAGAUGUUUAUAUCUUUUUUAAAUUUAUUAGUUUUUUUUUUUGUUUCCACGGUAUCCCCAAACUCGGCAGGCGGUAUUGAGCUCCAUUUAAGGGUUUGCCGCUGCCAACGGGUAAGAAGUAAGGACGGAUACACCAGGUUGAGUGAUUACCCGCCCCAACCGGAUAGGGCGGAUCGGGUAUGAGUACUGCUGUCUGCAAUCCUACUUCUCAGCAAAACCUAAACCCUUUCACAGAUUCUCUCCACCUCUCCUUUCACCGCCGUCCGCCACCCUCCUCCCCCCUUACCGCCGCGCUCCCCCUCUCACUCUCAAGGUCACCGCAGCAUCGUCGUCGAGCUCCUGACCCAGCCGAGAAGAACGUGGUCGUCACGUGCCCGACCCAGCCCGGGGAGAAUCGUCGCGUCAGUGGUAGAACCGUCGUCGAGGAGAAUCAUCUUCGUUUUGGUGACGGUUUAGUUUUGCAUUGACUCCAUCACCCCAACGUGUAAAAGAAGAUUUGAAUUUCCUGUACAGGUGGUGGUUCUAGAACAGCGCGUGUUGAGGAAGAUGAAGACAUUGUUUUGGGUUGUGUUUGUUUCAGUGGUGGCUUCAGCAUGGUUGCCACUCUCAGAGUGUUUCAAAAAACCCGCAGGGCUUGCUAGGAAAGAGGACAUUCCGUACAUAAAGUGCCAAGUUUGUGAGAUUCUCGCUAAGCAGUUGCACCAGCAGGUGAAGAACAAGCAAGCUGAGAUCGCUCCCAAAAAGAUCUCGGAGUAUGAGAUCAUUGAGAUAACAGAGAACGUUUGUAAUCUUAAGAAGGUAGAAGCGGAUUGGAUAUUGCGCAUUGAUAUUGUGGAGAAAGAAGAUAGGCUUGAGUUAGUUGAGCAUGACUCUGAAGGACAGUGCAAUUCUGAGUGCAAGACAAUCGAGCGAGCAUGUCAGGAGGUUAUAGGGUAUUCGGAUACAGAUGUUGCUGAAUAUCUAUAUAGUUCCAAGCCUGAUGCUGAUUCAUUGUACAAAUAUCUUUGUAGAGACCUAACUAAAGCAUGCAGCACCAAACCACCCCCUGUCCCUAAGGACAGAAUCCCUGGUGAAGCUUUUGUUGCUAAGUCUGAUAAGGAGGCUGAAAUGGAAAAGCUACUAAAAUCUAUGGAGGGCAUGCCAGGAGCACCUGGCAUGAAAAUGUACUCAAGGGAUGAUUUAAUGAACAUGAAAAACCUUGGUGAUGAAGAUGCCGAAGAUGAAGAUGAAGAUGAGGAUGAUGGCGAUGCUGCUUUUCCUGGAAAAUUGGUACUUUCUCUUUUUCCAUAUUGCUUGAAAAAUGGCAUGUACCUUUAUUUUAUUCAUGGCAACAUACACUUGAUUAAAAUGUCAUACAAUGGCUGGAAACAAACGAUCAGAAAAGGAAUCACAGAUACGACUGUGACGCUGAAGAAACAUGCAGACCGAGUUUCCAAUCGCUUAAGACAGUGGUGGAGGGCAAAGAAAACAAGUUCAAAGAAGGGAACAAAAGGAGCCAAGUCUGAACUUUAGCAAGUCACAAAAGCUUACAGCCUUACACUGCAUUUCUGUAGAUUGUUGAAGAACUGCAGGCAUUUCAACACUAGUUUGUUACAUGUACAAUGAGCCUGUGAUAGCCAAGAGGAAGGAUCAUAGAGAAGCAAUCAAAAUGAGAACUUUAAGUGACCACUUGUCAAUUGGAAUGUUUCAUUUUACAGUCAAGAAUUUUGCUCUAUUCAUGUAUCUUAAUGAGUCAGUUUUGAUGUUGAGAGUGGGUGUAUAGUGAGUGCUAUGAACUUAUGAUGUUCUCCAAAGGUUUGUUUUCCUUUUUAUCCCCCUUACUCCUUAUUUUUAGAAUUCUUUUUCUCUAAAAAAAUUAGUUUAUAGUGUCUUCUA
This is a messenger RNA of Arachis ipaensis, 1887 nucleotides long. The record is from RefSeq and is a predicted model, not a curated record. Lineage: Eukaryota; Viridiplantae; Streptophyta; Magnoliopsida; Fabales; Fabaceae.